This is a messenger RNA of Symbiodinium sp. CCMP2592, 2580 nucleotides long. NCBI's taxonomy places the organism in Eukaryota, Dinophyceae, Suessiales, Symbiodiniaceae. The record is from the annotation of a GenBank genome assembly.
AUGCUGGAGCCCGCUUCUGCCGAUGGACCCUCUUCUUCAGGACCUCCAGCUUUUUUCAGCUCUGCGUCGGACAAGCGUCGGACAGUUGCAUUUUGCAUUCCCUGCGGGACACACGGAAGCCUCAAGGGCGAGAGCUACAAGUUCAAAGAGCCGCAGACCAAGGUAACGGAUGGACAUCGUUUUUGGCACAUGCGUUGGUUUGUGGACUUCCUCGGAGGACACGAGUCUCGAAAUUUCCUCGCAGGCAGUGUGUCGACGUUCAGGAACAAGCUCUUCACGAUUGCAUGGCCCUGCUGGACAGACACGGAGGACGCUCUGAAAAAAGAGAUCGAGUCGCACUUUCUCCAGAGUUCGUUCUCCCUCCUCAAGCAGCAGGAGCACGCUGCAAACGCCGAGAAGAAGGGCACCAAACGAAAGGCAUCCUCGCAGCAGAUGCAGGACGACAUGGAGGACGACAACGAGCAAGCGGACAAUGAGGAGCACACGGGUGACCAGAUGGAAGAGGUAGCAGCUGGACGAAGCACACGUUGUACAGAGUUUGCCACGUCGAGCUUUGCAACGAUUGUUCUUUUGCAUCAAUGGCACCAGGGUAUGCGCAAAGAUGCCAAAUGGAAGAAGCCGGCAGAGGAGGUAUCCAAGCUGGCCGGGGAGUUGCUUCAAGGCCUCGCUUCCUUGUUCCUGCAGACCCCGCAGGACUUCUCAUUCACGUGGGACGGAAACACUCUGGUGCUGCCGUUCAAAGGAGGUUCGCUGGACGUGGACGAGGUUGUACUGCAAAACAGUUUACUUGCUAAAGUACUACACCGCGAUCGUUCCCGAUUCAUGGACGUGCUGCAGGAUGUGAAUGUGGACUGCACCCGUCGGACAAUUGGAGACACUCGCAAGUCAUCUAGUUUGAGGACGAAGUACUACUUGUUGGCGGCUUUGGCACGUGCCAUGGAUUCGUCGGACGACACGCAUUCCUGCUGGACAUCUUUGAAUGUGAAGCAAGUGAUGAGCACCUCCGGAUAUCGUCGGUCGUCCACGAGUUUUCGACAAGAGGACAGCAGCGAACAGCAGGACGAACAAAAGAUCAAGAAGCACGCUUCUAUGGACGCACACAGGCUAGCACGCAUGGAGCGAUACGCCUAUGUCACGCAGGGCAAGUCAGAUUUCCUCUCGACGGACAUUUUGUGCGUGGUGGCAGAUGCAGUGCACGUGGGAAGUGACGAUUGGCUGAACAUCAUGGUGUACAACCACACGACGGACAAAGUUUGGGUCUGCCCGCCGCAGGUCCAGAAAUCGUCCGUCUUGUCGGCUGAGCAGUGGAAAGCUAUGUGGAACAAGGCUUCCAAGAAGUUCCUCGGGAUCGAGAAACCCGUUGGACCUGGUCAUGCGGAGGACCGGCUGGCCACACUGUCUUGGAUGCAGGACAUAAACCACGGCUUGCGACCCAUUGGCUGGACUUUUGGCUGCUGCCAGAGCACGCCGGCCGGCCCCGCGGAGGACGACACGAAGGCUAAACGUGCACCGAUCAUGAUUUUGUGCACCGACCAAGAAGCAACACAGCUGGCGGCUGUCUCCUUCUUGAGGAACAAAAAGAGCCUCUGGAUCGAACACGUCUCGGACCCCGCCCACAGGUCGCACAACGACGUGGCUUUGGCCUUGUCGGCCGCUGGACUCCUGAAGUUCUGCACAUGGUGCAUCUCGCUGUACAACAUCAGGUAUGGACCCUGGCAGAAGGGCUCGUGGGCGUUGAAGAUCCAGCAAGCCGCAAAUCGCAUGAAGGACAACAUGGACCCCUCGGACCCGAUAUUGCUCCUUUUCUUCCCGGACAUUCUGCUGGACGCCGGCCUCUCCCCCCUGGACGACAACACGGAGGAGAAACGCAGGUCGUUUUUGCAGACAUUACCCGACAUGGACUGCAUCCGCAUCAAGGGCACGAAGGCCAGCAAGAGUCGGUUCAAUUCCCUGACGACGGCCCACAGCGCGCUGGACAAAGAGUGGUCGGUCUUGGCUUUAGUUCUCACGGUGGUCUGCUUGGAGCACAACUGGGCAGUUUCCACUAAGGACCUCUUCUCGCAGGACAGCAACCAGGCCCGUGCCUCGGUUCCAUAUGGUGGAAGCAAGUCUUCUGCCAUACAGGAGGCCAAGCAAGGCAUGGACCAGGAGCGGAAGGGCAGCGCGAACAGUCUACACUUAAUGACGAAGUUCGUGAUCUCGCAGGACAACAAGACGACAGCCAGGAUGAUGUUCCAGGUCUUGCAACCCGAAGAGCUUCGUUGUUCGCUCAUGCUCAAGCAGCUGCGUUCCAAAGGCAUGACGAAGGACUACUACUCUGGCUGGGCACACUGGUCUUGGAUGAGCACUGCAAAGGACCACGUCAGGACUUUGUCGAAUUUGGAAGGUUUAUCUCGUGUCGGCCUCGACCUGACACUGGCACGCGCACAACCCCCGGAGGAGACAGAGCUUGUCUGGCAGGACUCGCUCGCAGGCCAAAUGACGCAGUUGACACUACAGAUCCUGCGGCUGCGGGCCGGGGGGCACAGCUGUACCAUACUGGAGGUUUCGGUGCGACCAGGCAGGACUAGUCCAUGCUGA